AUGGCACAUGGUCAAUCAAUGUCAUGUUCAUGUAGUUUAGAUGCAGCAGGUAUGACAAUGCUCUGUACUAAUGUCCACUCACUGAUUACUUAUCAACAAUGUAUGCAUGAGCAACUUAAUGCACAAUCAGAUUUAAAAUUAAGGCGUGGUGGUAUUAUAACAAAUUUAACAAUUGUUCAUCACGAAUUACGUAGCUUAUCGAAUGGUUUAUUACAAUUCUCCUAUGGGCCUAAUAAUGUUUAUCAAUUGAUUGAUUUACGAUAUUUAUAUGUUACACAUGGCAAAUUACGACAUAUUGAAAAUGGAGCUUUAGGGUUGAUUGAACGCGCUCUUGAAUAUCUUGAUUUAUCAAAUAAUGAACUUCAACAUAUACCUCGAAGUGAGAAUGAUCAAUAUAGCAAUCUUGUAAAACUUGCCCUUUCGAAUAAUCAAAUUCAUCGUUUGGCACUAGCAGAUAUUCGAGCAUAUCCUCGUUUGCAACACCUUGAUUUAUCAUCUAAUCGUCUGCAAUAUGUUGAUAUGUUAUUAGUUCAUCAUUUAAAAAAUUUGAAACAAUUAUUUUUAAAUUCAAAUAUGUUAAGAACGUUAACGAAUAAUAUAACAUUUCCAAAUAACUUUCAUUUAAAAUUAAGUUCAAAUACGUUAGAAUGUGAUUGUCGUCUUCGUUGGUUACGUAAUGCAUUGCAUCGUGUUGAAUAUCCUAUUUAUCAUGAUGACCCACAAUGUGAAACGCCUAAAGCAUUAGCAGAUAAAAAAAUUGUUGCUCUACGUGAUGAACAAUUUGUUUGUGGACCGAUCAUAUCGAAGCCUGAUUUAACUGUACUUAUUGCAACUACUGGUGAAGUUGCAACACUUCGAUGUGAUGUCUACUCUGAUCCAGCACCUGAUGUGUGGUGGACAUAUCAAAAUAAAAUUAUCGGAAAGAUUAUAUCAACUGUAAAUGAACCUGAUAUUCAUGCUGGUUCAUAUACAAUACGUUUCUCAUGUUUCUCAUCUUAUCCUGAAUCAUCGCCAUCUUCAACAUGUCUUAAUAAAACAACAACAUUAACAAUAUCUAAUAUUGCUACAGAACACAAUGGAACAUAUAAUUGUGUUGCUGCUAUACGUAAUCAAGGUCGUUCAGACAAUGAGUAUCUUUCAUAUGAAUUGCGGGUUCGACGAUUAUCAUCAUUAACUGAUAGUUCAUUUCUUCUUUGGACUAUUGGAAUAUUUCUAUUAUUAUUUCUUUUAAUUAUCAUGCUGCUUUGUGCAUGUUGGGUAAUACGCUGUCAUCGUUCAAGUCGACUACAAGCGGAAAGAAAUAAAGCAUUAUUAUUUGAUACAAAUCAUCAUAAUGGCAUACUAUUAACAAAUGGAAAUAUAUAUAAAGAAAAAAAUGAUGAACAACAUAGUUUUGUUACUAAUGGCAGUUAUGAUCCAUACGAUAUGAUUGAUUCAAGAUCACAACUUGGUCCACCCAUGUAUAGUGAAGUACGAUUGGUUGAUUCAACACCAUUGAGAAGUGUCGGUGGUGGGUCAAUGUCAUCAUCCAUACCAUUACAUGAUACAGCAACACUUAUGCGACGUCAUCAUCCACAUGAUACAUAUUAUGAUAGCUAUAGAUCUGAUCGACAGCUUUAUGAACAAGUUUAUCGACCUUCACCCAUGGAACCAAUUAUUGUUGAUGAAUUUGAAGAUGAAAUGAUUUUUCCUACAGGCUAUGAAGAAGAUUAUGAAUAUCGAGAAGAUAUUAUGAAACCAAAUCAAGCUGUUGAUCCACGACGACAGCCUAAACAACAACUAACAAAUCAUGAUCGAGCCAAUGGAACCAUUACUCUACCUUCUAUAACAUCACAACCUCCUCCAACUGUCAAUGGCAAUCAUACAUCCCAUCAAAAAUUAAUUUUAACAUCCAAUACAAAACCAUCUCAUCAAAUGGCUAAUUCAUCAAGUUUCGAUUCGAACUAUAAAUUCGACAGAUCUGAAUCACAAUAUGCAGGUCUAGUUGAAUCACAACUCUAG
This is a messenger RNA of Rotaria socialis, 2001 nucleotides long. Lineage: Eukaryota; Metazoa; Rotifera; Eurotatoria; Philodinida; Philodinidae. The record is from the annotation of a GenBank genome assembly.